AUGGUGUCCCCAGCGCCGACCGGCUCCAAGAUCACGCCAUACCUUGUCUACCUGGUCUUCGUCACGACAUUGGGACCACUGCAAUUCGGAUACCAUCUGGCUGAACUGAACGCUCCCCAAGACGUGAUUACGUGCAAAAAGAAGAGCAUCACAUCGACGCAUUCCUUCUCCUCUCCACGCCUGCCACAAUGCAUUCCCAUGAAUCCAUCGCAAUUCGGUCUCGUUUCCUCCAUCUACACACUGGGCGGUCUCCUGGGAGCCUUGCUGGCGGGGCCCAUUGCCACGAAGUCGGGACGGUUGUUAGCCCUGAGGGCGACGACUGUGUUUUUCAUACUGGGGUCGAUCGCUGAGGCUCUUUCAUCCGGCAUCGCGGUAUUCAGCAUUGGGCGAUUCCUCGCCGGUGUGGGUGCUGGCGCUUCCAUCGUGGUUGGACCCAUCUUCGUUUCUGAGAUCGCGCCUCCCCAGUCACGGGGCUUUUUCGGAGCCUUCACACAGGUCAUGACAAACGUGGGUAUUCUGCUGGCUCAGACCCUGGGUUACUUCCUCAGCAAGGACAGUCUUUGGAGGAUUAUUCUCGCCAUUGGUGCCGCCAUUGGAUGUGGGGAACUCAGCGGUCUGCUUCUGGUCCCGGAAAGUCCUGUCUGGCUGGCGGAGCAUCAGCACGCGAACCGGGCCCGACAGGUCCUCCAACGCAUACGGGGAAAGGAUGCCGAUAUCGAAGAUGAGGUCAAGGCGUGGAAAGCGCCUUCGACGUCCGGAAAUGGAGCCGCAGAAGAAGAAUCCUUGCUCUCACCACCGUCGGCCAAUCUCCCGCCGCGCAAUCCACCGGUCACCAUCCUGGGCGCGGUCACCAAUCCCCAAUACCGCCCAGCCAUUCUCGCGGUUGUAAUCGUGAUGCUGGCUCAGCAGUUCACGGGCGUCAACAGUAUCAUCAUGUACAGCGUCUCACUGCUGCAGAGCACUCUUCCCACGGCGGCACCGCUCUUGGCCGUUAUGAUCUCCAUCCUCAACCUCGUGGUUACUCUUGCUUGUUCUCCACUGCCGGAUAGGAUCGGCCGCAAGACCUGUCUCCUGCUUAGUAUUACCGGCAUGGGGUUCGGGUCGGUGUUACUGGCUCUGGGGAUCUCGGUUGGUCAGAAGGCAGUCUCUGCUAUCGCGAGCUUAUUUUUCGUGGCUAGUUUCGCGGUCGGACUGGGCCCUGUCCCAUUCAUCCUGGCCUCUGAGCUGGUCGGACCGGAGGCCGUAGGCGCUACUCAGAGCUGGGCUUUGGCAGCCAACUGGACCGCAACCUUCAUGGUCGCCCAAUUCUUCCCCGUGUUGAAUGAUGCCCUUGGCGGCAGGGGGAAGAUCUACUGGAUCUUCGCGGCCUUGGCUGCCCUUUUUGGCUUUUUGAUCUUCCUGCGUGUGCCGGAAACCAAAGGGAAGUCUAGCGUGGAGGAGGUUUGGGGCCGACAGGAGCAGCGGAGGAGGGAUUAG
Molecule: messenger RNA, 1476 nt
Organism: Rasamsonia emersonii CBS 393.64
Lineage: Eukaryota; Fungi; Ascomycota; Eurotiomycetes; Eurotiales; Trichocomaceae
Product: MFS glucose transporter
Exons: 2
Coding region: 1-1476 (491 amino acids)
Biological process (GO): monosaccharide transmembrane transport
Cellular component (GO): membrane
Molecular function (GO): hexose transmembrane transporter activity
Source: RefSeq, a predicted model, not a curated record